GUCCACAGCCUGAAAAUACGCCCACCGCAACUCGAAUUGCUUUGCCAGCCCCUUGUGCUGUACCUCCAAUCACCGCGUAAAUGAGUGGCUCAAGCUUGUACUAUGGAACGGCUGGAGAUGUCGACAUCCAUUACGAUGUCGAGCUCGAUGAUGACCCACACAUGUCGUUAACGUCCCAGACCUUGAAUGCUGACGGAACGCCAAAGCGGCCCAUGAACGCGUUCAUGAUAUUUGCACGCAAGCGACGGCCAGAGAUCUCUGCCGCUAACCAGAUGAUGAGGACUGGAGACGUCAGCAAGAUUCUGAGCAAGGAGUGGAACGCAAUGUCUAUGUCUGAGAAGAAGUUUUACCUGGACCAGGCAAAGAAGCUGAAGGACAACUUCAACUCGAAAUACCCAGACUACGUCUACCGCCGACGCCCGAACAACUCGCGCAAGAAGCGCAAGUCAGACGCUGGACACGAGGCGGAGUCGCCUGAGUACUCGCCUGGUGUCGACAAGGCGGACCCCUCCAUCGACGAGAUAUCUCCCAUCAGCUCUGACGAGCUCACAAUCAGGUCUCCUGUCCACGCACAUCACUCUCAAUCACAAUCGCCCGACCAUUCCAUUGCUUUCAGUUCCGGCACCGAAGGGAGUGUCUCGCCGCGGUCAUCUCUGCAGUAUCCCCACAAUAUACCAUCGGGGGUAGGCCGGUAUGAGGACGCACUGUCCUACCCAGAUUACCCUGCCGCGGCCUCGCCAGUGACCACAUAUCCUUCGCAUACACAGCACGCGCAUCACCUCGCCAAUUCGUCAUGGGCGAAUCGGGUCGAGCAGAGCAGACCCGACUGGCCGUCGGUACCCGGUUUGGACUCUGAGGCUACUCGACAGAGAAUUUCCGACGCAUGCUAUCCGUCUGACUUUAGGUCGGAAGCUUAUACAUCGCAGCUUGGACAACGCUCAUGGUCCACGGUCGGUCAGCCCAUCUCGUCGACUUCCGCUCCUGCUAUGACAUCCCGCUACGCCAACGCUGACUUCCCAACCCUAACAUCGGCUUUCACGUUCGACCAGCCGUCGUCACAACGCACAUCCUCCAUGCUAUCAUCGCCUACAUCUGUACCAGUUACGCAACACGAGUAUACGUCGUCAAUGCGUAUGGAUCGUGCCCAUGACCAGAACGACCGACGCGGUGACAUGUAUCGUGGUCUCACCCAUUCCAAUACCCUACCCUUGCCCGGCAAUGGCCACUACGUUGCAUCGCCUGGCGCCCCUUACCAGUGGCAACAGCAAAAUCGCCCAGUACCCACAACGCAGUCGCUACAGACAGGGGGCACAGUGCUUGCCUCGUCUGAGACCGCGUACCUGCCUCAGCCUGGCUCCAACCCGCAUGCCUACUGGGAUCGUGGCAGGUUCGACGCCCGAUGAACGUUCGAUUAAUAGAUGUGUACACAUUGUUUUUGACAUCGCUGUACGCUUGACGACGAAAUAAAUACAAUCACAUUGAUAAUGUC
Postia placenta MAD-698-R-SB12 is the source of this 1489-nucleotide messenger RNA. RefSeq lists its product as hypothetical. The record is from RefSeq and is a predicted model, not a curated record. The transcript is spliced from 4 exons. Bases 81 to 1403 code for a protein of 440 amino acids. Gene Ontology annotation, biological process: cell differentiation; regulation of DNA-templated transcription; anatomical structure morphogenesis. Gene Ontology annotation, molecular function: DNA-binding transcription factor activity, RNA polymerase II-specific; RNA polymerase II cis-regulatory region sequence-specific DNA binding. Lineage: Eukaryota; Fungi; Basidiomycota; Agaricomycetes; Polyporales; Adustoporiaceae.